UGGAGCUGGCUGCUGGUCCUGCAGAAGUCACACAGGGGCGAGAUCUGAGGUGGCGUUUCAGGGAGGGCACGGUACCAACCAAGCGACCACAAGAAACCUGGAGCAAUGACAGACUUGUGAAGGUGUGGGUGAGCUACAGCACUGAUCAGGGACCGAAAGCCAGCAGGUAGCAACCAGCAAGCAGAGUUCUGUGCAGAGUUAGAGGGGACUGGGGAGCUCUAGGUCCCCAAGCUCUCUCAAGAGAGACUUCUAAAGAUUUAGCUGUACUUGCCUGCUAUAACGAUGGACAGUGAAGUGCAAAGGGAUGGCAGAAUCCUGGAUUUGAUUGAUGAUGCGUGGAGGGAAGAUAAAUUGCCGUACGAGGAUGUGGCUAUCCCUCUGAAUGAGCUUCCUGAACCAGAGCAAGACAAUGGUGGCACAACCGAGUCUGUGAAAGAGCAAGAAAUGAAGUGGACAGAUUUGGCUCUCCAGUAUCUCCAUGAAAAUGUUCCACCCACGGGAAACUAGCGAAUCAGUGAGAUUUCAUGCAGUCGAUGCAUGAAUACGAUAUAAAAAAUACUUUUCAGCUGACCAUCGUUGUCAUAAACUUCUCUAAGAAGGAAACGUUUCUGAAGAAGGCUUGGAUUCCAACAAUGGUUCUACUCACACUGACCAGAGUUUAAAAUGCUUCUAUAAUAAGUGUGAAAUUACAGUGGCUAUCUGACACCUCAGAGCUAAUAUGAGAAUGUUUAUGUAAAAUUAUUUCAUAUCUUGUUAAAUUGUUCUUAAGUUGGUUCCAAUUCUGAUCUUAAAUGUUUUCUACAUGUGAUAAAAGAAUUUUUACUGUCUCGUGUUAUUGAUUUCAAAGCUCACAAUGGGGCCAUUUCUGACUCUGAAGGCUUAUGUCCCAAGAAGUAUUCCUGUGUAUUCUGUGGUUAGAGUUCAGUAUACAAAAAACAAACAGCCAUAA
Messenger RNA from Tyto alba (common barn owl), 949 nucleotides. RefSeq names its product anaphase promoting complex subunit 13 (gene ANAPC13). Gene Ontology annotation, biological process: protein K11-linked ubiquitination. The coding region runs from base 283 to 507 and encodes 74 amino acids. Gene Ontology annotation, cellular component: anaphase-promoting complex. Lineage: Eukaryota; Metazoa; Chordata; Aves; Strigiformes; Tytonidae. The record is from RefSeq and is a predicted model, not a curated record. The transcript has 4 exons.